AUGUAUCCCUCAGACAUAUUCCAGCAAUACGGGCCCUCUUACGGGGUGAGGCCCCCCCCGGCGCUCGCGCCCAACUACCCAGCGGCCAACGGCCACCACGAAGCCUACAGAUACCCAGAGCUGGACGUUCCCGCUCAGAGGUAUGAUGGUCUUUUCGCAGCAUUGGACCCGUCGCAGAGGAUCCUCGGAGCGCCCCCUCUCACGCCGCUCUCCUUGCCCCCCGGGCCAGCUCUGGGGUUUGGCCAGCCGCAGCCCCCGUGUGAAGCCCCCCGUCUUCCCGGGAACGUCAAGAUGACCCUGGAGAACAGGGAUCUGUGGAAAGAAUUCCACGCCAUCGGAACGGAGAUGAUUAUAACCAAAUCGGGGAGGCGCAUGUUCCCCCAGUGCAAAGUCAGCGUGAGCGGCCUGGAACCCGAAGGCAAGUACCUGCUCCUGGCGGACGUCGUCCCCGUCGACAACUCUCGCUACAAGUGGCAGGAGGAUCACUGGGAGCCGAGCGGCGGAGCGGAGCCCCGGCUGCCGGAGAGGGUUUAUAUCCACCCCGACUCGCCCGCCUCGGGGGCCCACUGGAUGAAGCAGCCCAUAUCCUUCCACAAGAUGAAGCUCACCAACAACACGCUGGACCAGAUGGGACAUAUUAUCCUGCACUCCAUGCACCGGUACCAGCCGCGCUUCCACAUCGUCCGCGCCCAGGACGUCUUCAGCCGCCGCUGGGGGGGCUGCUCGUCGUUCACCUUCCCGGAGACCAUGUUCCUGACGGUCACCGCCUACCAGAACGAGAAGAUAACGCAACUCAAAAUCCAGACCAACCCCUUCGCCAAAGGAUUCCGGGAGGACGGGAUGAAGACCAAGAGAGACCGCUCAGCCCGAGCGAAGAGGAAAGCGGCCGCCGGCGUGGAUCAGGAGCAGGAGCCCUUCGAAGCUUUCCUCCCCACAGCUGAGUGUAAGCGGCCCCUGUAUAGCGGCCCCUGCGACUCGACUCUGAGCGAGGAGCUGGAUAUAUCCGGGGGUCUCGGAAUCCCCCUCCCCAGCCCUGACUGCUCCUUCCAUCCCAUCACGCCGCCUACCCCAGGACCCCCCUCCGCGGAUGCCUCCGAUCCAUCCCCCCACCCCACGAAAGCCAAUCAGGACCAAGUGCCCGAGCUGGAGAUGCCCCAGCAAGCCACAGACACCUUCCUGCAGCCCGGACCACCCACUUACCCCGAGCAGCCCCGGGACAGCGGCAUGUUCUCAUGCCCCUCCGAGACCCCCAUCGCGCAGGUCCAGGCGGCCCGUCCACCGCAGUCUCUUCAGAGAUUCCCGCCAUCCUUCCCAAGCGCCCAGGAUCAACUAACUGACAGCCAAUCAGAUUUCAGGCUCUACGGGUCAGACCUCGCCUGCGGAGGAGAAUUUACCCCCUCGGCCUGCGCGGUUACCCCACCUGCCCGCGGCGCCGGCGUCCGGGGUUACCCCAUGAACUCUGACCUCCGCUUUCCACACUUCCUGCCCAACACCGGCCCAAAGCUGGGCCUGCAGUUUUCGGGGCCACAGCUGUCGCGUUUGUACCGGGGGGGCGGCUGGUUGUGA
Messenger RNA from Spea bombifrons (plains spadefoot toad), 1566 nucleotides. Its product is annotated as T-box transcription factor TBX6-like. Bases 1 to 1566 code for a protein of 521 amino acids. The transcript has 8 exons. Gene Ontology annotation, molecular function: RNA polymerase II cis-regulatory region sequence-specific DNA binding; DNA-binding transcription factor activity, RNA polymerase II-specific. NCBI's taxonomy places the organism in Eukaryota, Metazoa, Chordata, Amphibia, Anura, Pelobatidae. Gene Ontology annotation, biological process: regulation of transcription by RNA polymerase II; positive regulation of DNA-templated transcription; cell fate specification. Gene Ontology annotation, cellular component: nucleus. The record is from RefSeq and is a predicted model, not a curated record.